CCACUCCAGUGUAAAUCAUCCAAAAAGCAUUCAGUCAAUCAGUCGGUCGGUCCACACUAGCUCCUCUAGUAUCGUUCCUCUCCUCUUCAAGCCAACCCGAGAAAAUGCGACCCAAAUCAGACAACCCACAACCCCAAGCCACCGGCGACUCCUCCGCGUCGUCCCUCUCUUCCGCCACCACAAACUCCAUAGAUCCAAUCUACCACAUCCUCCGCAUCCUGCCAUUCUCGUUCCUGCGUCCACCGCGCCUCCGCCUGAAACUCCCCUCCCUCUCCCUCCCAUCCCCAAACCUAGUCUUUGCCUUCGUCCUCCUAACCUAUUUCAUGGUCGUCUCGGGAAUCGUGUACGACAUCAUCGUGGAGCCCCCAGGGAUCGGGUCAAUGCAGGACCCUUACACCGGCGCCGUACGACCCGUUGUUUUCAUGUCCGGACGCGUUAACGGGCAGUACAUCAUCGAGGGAUUGUCAUCCGGCUUCAUGUUCCUUCUUGGAGGCAUCGGGAUCAUACUUCUUGACCUCGCCCUUGACCGUAACCGCCCUAGGACGGUCAAGUCCUCCUAUGCUGCCGCCGGUAUCUCCUCCGUCGUCCUUGCUUACGUCAUGAGCAUGCUCUUUGUCCGUAUCAAGAUCCCUGCUUAUCUCAGAUGAAUUUAUAAAUUAAUGAAUUAACUAAUUAGCUUUUUAUUGUUUUUUCUUUCCGGAUUUCUGCAAUUUCUGACGAUAUGGUGAAUUCGCAUGGUUUUAUAGUGACUGGAUCUGAGAUUUUUGGUGGUUGUUUCUCUUCUGUUAUAUGUACUUUGGUUAGUUUGAUA
Molecule: messenger RNA, 811 nt
Organism: Arachis duranensis
Lineage: Eukaryota; Viridiplantae; Streptophyta; Magnoliopsida; Fabales; Fabaceae
Exons: 1
Coding region: 105-647 (180 amino acids)
Cellular component (GO): oligosaccharyltransferase complex
Source: RefSeq, a predicted model, not a curated record